UGCUAAAGUAAAACAAAUACUCCAACGAGAAAAGCCCAGACGUUAUUCACCUGGCCGUCGUUGAUGGAAGAGUGACACGAGGCCGAAAACUCCAGGCGGCUCGUGACACAGCAGACAAACAUCCACGAGAUCUUAUCUUCUCAGGAACCAUCCAUCCAUUCUGUAUUCGCCCGAAAGUUGGAGGACACUCCUAACUUUUCUCCGAGCGAAAAGGAGACAGAGAGAUGCCGACCUUGAACCUGUACACCAAUGUGCCGGUCGACACAGUCGUUGCCUCUGACAUUCUCAAGGACGCAACCAAAGCUGUCGCUAAGCUCAUUGGCAAGCCCGAGUCUUACGUUAUGAUACUGUUGAAUGGGUCGGUGCCCAUUGCAUUUGCUGGUACUGAGGCACCGGCUGCGUAUGGUGAGUUGAUAUCCAUUGGAGGCCUGGGACCCAGCGUCAACGGCAAGUUGAGUUCCACCAUUGCAGAGAUACUAGAGACUAAACUUUCCAUCGACUGCUCCCGGUUUUACAUCAAGUUUUAUGAUGUUCAGAGAUCAUUCUUUGGAUUCAACGGGUCAACUUUUUGACCAGCAACAUCUGUAAGAGACCCCUGGAAUGGUCCACUUUGUGCAUAAGCUUGCUAUUAGCAAGUACUUCUGUCGUAUCAACCCCAUUUGGAGAUAUCAUCAGCAACUGCUAGCUUGUACCUGCAUUGAAACAACUAUAGAGUACAUUCACUUUACAAAUUUCUAAUAUCCUUCUUCCUUGUCUGUUUUCUUCGUCUUGUUUCAGGUUUCUUUCCCUUUGGAUUGUCUGAAGCCGUUAUUGUUCAGGCUCCCAUGCAAUGAAUUUUAAGUCUAAAGAGCAGCCACUAACCAAUUGUGCUCUAA
Rhodamnia argentea is the source of this 875-nucleotide messenger RNA. Its product is annotated as macrophage migration inhibitory factor homolog. The transcript is spliced from 3 exons. Lineage: Eukaryota; Viridiplantae; Streptophyta; Magnoliopsida; Myrtales; Myrtaceae. Gene Ontology annotation, molecular function: phenylpyruvate tautomerase activity. Bases 225 to 572 code for a protein of 115 amino acids. The record is from RefSeq and is a predicted model, not a curated record.